AUGGCUAGUCCUCCUGUUCUAGCUUUCGACGCCGAGGGCCGUCCGGUCAAAUUCGAAACCUGGCUAGAUGACCUGCACCUUUUCCUACAGCUCACUGCCAAGGAAGAUAUUACACUGUACGACCACGCUCUCGGCCAUGCGACCGCCCCACCCGCUACUGCCCCCCCAGCUGAGCGCUCACAGUGGCAGACCCGUGACGCGCACGCUCGCUUUGCUAUUCGCAACUCCCUGCCGCUAGAUGAGCGCGAGCACUUCGGCCAGUGCAAGACUGCUAAGGACCUCUACACAGCUGUAGUGGCCCGCUACUCCUCACCCGCUUCUGCCACUCUAGGCCGCCUCACUCUCCCCUACCUGUUCCCCGACCUAGCCUCCUUUCACACUGUCGCAGACCUCAUCACCCACCUUAAGACUAGUGAGGCUCGCUUUCGCGCUGCCAUGCCUGACGAGUUCCUCGCUAGCAACCCCCCCCCGCUCUGGAUCACUCUCUACCACGUUGUCACCCGCCUCCCUGACUCUCUGCGCCCUGUCAGGGACCAGUUCCUCUCUCGCUCCCCCACUGAGCUCACCGUAGACCUCCUCGAGAAGGAACUGCUUGCAGCCGAGGCUAGUAUCGUCGCUGUAGGCACCUCUCGUGGCGACCCCCGCGGCCCCUUCUUUGAGGGGUGCUCCCCUUCCCCCCUCCUCCCCUCUGUCGCCUCUGCUGCUGCUGUCGACCUCCUUGGUGCUGAGAAGGUCGGGGCUGCGUCUGCUUCAGGCGGACGACGCAGGGGCAGGAGUGGCAGGAGUGGGGGUGGUGGCGGAGGAGGCGGAGGUGGAGGUGGUGGCGGUGGAGGUGCGACUGGAGAGGCUAGUGGCGGCAGUGGUGGAGGUGACAGCGGCGUUGGGAGUGGUGACAGGGGCGGAGGUGGCAGCGGAGGCGGAGGUGGUCGUGGCAGCGGCAGGGGUGGAGGUGGCCGGGGCGGAGGCGGAGGGGGUGGUGGUCGUGGAGGCCCGGGGGGCGGUCAGAGUCAGCAGCCUGCCCCGACCCUUCAGGCCGCUCGUGAGUGGUAUGCGCGGCGCAGCGUCACCUGCCAGUAUGUUAUUCGUACAGGUGACCGCACUGGCCAGACGUGUGGGGGGCCGCACCAGACGGAGCGCUGCUUCGCCCGCCUCAACGAUGCGUGGCGCACCCAGUUUCCUGGUGGGGGUGAGCUGCCGCGCUGGGCUGAGCUGCUCAGGAAGGGUGUUGAUAUUUGGGCACUAGACUUUGAUGCUAUUCUCACUGCCAUGUAUGCGAUGUCUAUUAGUGGAGAGGGUGCUCAGUACUUGCGUGUUCCGCCCGACCCGGGCAUUCAGGCCAGCCCCGCUGCUGCUCUAGGUGCUUGUGCCCUCUAG
This is a messenger RNA of Closterium sp. Yama58-4, 1374 nucleotides long. The record is from the annotation of a GenBank genome assembly. NCBI's taxonomy places the organism in Eukaryota, Viridiplantae, Streptophyta, Zygnematophyceae, Desmidiales, Closteriaceae.